AGAUUGUGGGGCUUCAAUGGUAUCUAGCAGCGCUCAGGUAGCCGUCGUCGUCUAGCCUCUCUCGGCUAAAAUGGCUCCCCCCGGUGAAUAAAUAUCGAGCCUUACCUUCCAGCAGACGCUGUAUGAUGGAGUCGAUGUUCAGCUUGUCGGCUUCUGCCAUGCUAUUCCUCUCUAUUCAGUUUGGUUCCCUAUUAAUCCCUGUGAAUUCAAAAAUAUGAGCUCGAGCCGAGUGACCGUUAGCUCGACUAGUUUAGCGUUAAUCGGCUACCGUUAGCCCGCUAAGCUAGCUAACCUUGGGGGCAGAAAUGGACACCUCAGAAAAUGAGGCUCGUUGCUGACUUGUUGAAGAUGCGAUGGCUGUCAUAUACGUUAAAAACUAACUCGGUAAGCAAUUUGGAUACGGUUUCUUAAUUCGGCAUAACUUAGUUGUAUUUUCUCGUGACAACCGUAAAUCUACCGUAGCAGCUAGCACCAUGCCAUCGACAAAAAAAGGCUCGAGGAGCUUCAGCUCAAAGCGAGCUCGAACGGAAGAGCUCCUAUUGGUCCAUUUCUUAAAUAGGCGGGGCUUCUGAGGGGAUAUGCUCUUGCGGAUUGGUUCUUUUCACUGUCGGUCAGCAUUUACACAUCACAAACCACUCUGUGAAAGAAUCUUGAUUUUCUUUUCUAUCCGAAGUUUUAUCUCACACCAAACUGAAUAAUUCACCAAACAACGCACGCUUAAGUGUUUUUACGCUAGUCUGCGCAACUUGUUGCAUUUCUACUGCUCUUAAUUCGUUGCGCAGCGCAGCGACACCCACGGAAGUGACCGCGGUGGGAAGAAUCGACGACGCAUUUCGGAAUGACGCAAUGUCCCGGCGCCUGGCAACCCGCACCUAGUGUGAUUCAUUCUGAAGUUUGAGAGAUGGCUUAGCUAGUCUGCUAAUUCACUAAAAAUUCAACAUGAGUGCCAUUCGGAUGUCGUUAAAUAAUCUAAUUUAAGACAGUAUUCCUUCUGUUUUAUUAUACAACCAUUCAACCAUGAAGUUACUCCACAAAGAUAUUGAAAAAGAUAAUGCCGGGUGAGUGACUGUUAGCACGCUAGCGAGCUAAUCAGCAUGCUAUUUAGCAGCUGACUGUACAUGUGUCAACUCAGUCGUAGUGAAUGUCCAUUUGUGAUUUGCAUCCACCCUGUUUUCGCAAUUGACGCAGGGAGUUUUGUGUUGUGAAUAAUCCCUGGUGAAAUUUGAAAGGAAAACAGACGGCUUACAGAGCUAAGAGAUAUAUGAGCAGAGACUGUUUUUGUUAAUGUUAUGAUUAUCUUCAGUCAGGUGACUCUGAUGCCAGAGGAGGCAGAGGAUAUGUGGCAUACCUACAACCUGCUGCAAGUGGGCGACAGCCUGAGAGCCUCCACAAUCAGGUAAACACUCAGUUAAACCACAUACUCCUGUAGCACACACCCAGCUAUUACAUAGUUUCUCUGCACCAUAGAGAAGCUUGAUCUUGUAGCAGUGCAGAGGUAUAGAUGCAGAUCCCUCUAUCAGUGAUUAGUUUAUGUACUCUUCCCCCUGCAACUCUGUUGUAUUUGUGUACCUUUAAGCUAAAGUAACUUAUGGUCAAGGUUUCACCUAAGUCAAAACUGCCUCCUCCUCAACACCUCAAAGACAAAGGAGAUGGUCAUAGACUUCUGUAGAUCCAAACCCCUUCUUCAGCCAGUGAACACCUGUGGGGUGGACAUCGAAGUGGUGACGUCAUAUAAAUACCUAAGUGUACAUCUGGAUAAUAAGUUGGACUGGCCUAAGAAUAUGGACUUCAGAGCCACCUCUUUUGCCUGAGAAGACUCAGAUCAAUAGACAUCUGUAGUAAGAUGCUGCAGAUGUUUUAUCAGUCUGUUGUGGCAAGUGUUCUGUUCUACGCUGCAGUCUGCUGGGGAGGAAGCAUCAAACACAAAGAUGCAAGACGUCUUUACAAACUGGUGAAAAAGGCUGGUUCUGUGGUUGGACUCAAGCUGGACUCAGUGGAGGUGGUGGUGGAGAGAUCUACACUGAGGAAGGUGGAGUCUUUUCUUAAGAACAUGGAUCACCCACUUCACAAUACCUUAAUGGACCAAAGGGUCAAUGGUGGUGGACGGCUCCUCUCUCUUCGCUGCAGGACAGAAAGAUUCAGAAGAUCUUUUGUACCAACAGCCAUCAGGCUUUAUAACUCUUGUGUAAAUAGUAGAUGAAUUUUAGAGACAUAUUAUGUGAGACAACAGACAAUUUAAUUUUCAUUUGAGGAUUAAUUAAGUUCUUCUUAUUCUUAUUUGAUAAAAAAAACCAAGCUGAAAAACUACAUAUUCAUUUAUUAAGAUCAAUAAGUCAGCUGUUGGUGAUUGUGUUUCCUCCUCUUUCUCAUGCUGUAUUUUGUUUCAGUUUUAAAAUUCUACAGGGAACUUGUCAGAUAAGUCAAAACAAAUGUCUGUGUCCUAUGUAUCCACAGAAAGGUGCAGACAGAGUCUCAGACUGGAAGUGUUGGCAGCUCCAGAGUUCGGACGACACUGACCUUAUGUGUGGAGACUAUUGACUUUGACUCCCAGGCUUGCCAGCUGAGAGUAAAGGGCACUAACAUAGAGGAGAACCAGUAUGUCAAGGUCUGAAUUGUCAAUACAGCCUGACAAUUUUAGUUAUGUCAUUUUUCUAUUUCUAUGCAUCAAGAUAGCUGUAAGGUUUGUCAUUGAAUUCAGUCUGUCUCAGUGUCCACUCCUAUUUGAGAAGCUGAUGAUCUCUUUUUUUACUCCUCAGAUGGGUGCGUACCACACUAUUGAGCUUGAGCUCAACAGGAAGUUCACUCUGGCUAAAAAGAGCUGGGACAGCAUCGUGCUGGAAAGAAUCGGUAUGUUGUUAAAACACAGUUUACACAAAGGGUUCCAUUCCUGUAGAAAUUGAUUACCACCCCGAGUCACCUUCUUAAUGCAUCUUUCUUAACUGCCUCUAACACUAUCUUUAACAGCUGGCAUCUAAGAAAUUGAAUUAAACUACUGAGGGACUUCACAUGUUUUCUUGAAGACAAAACAAAUACUUGUGAAAUGAACCAAAUAUCUUAAAACUGCUCUGUGAGAUUAAAGAAGAUCUUGAUUCCAGCUACAGGCUUACAUUUGUUGCUUUCACUGCAGCCCGGGAUGACUUGUUCCAGACACCAAUAAUCAUUCGUCAGAAGUGUAUUUUAAGAACUGUUUAGCACUGUGUUGCCUGACUGACAGGAUGGCAUUUUAGCUGGUUGUCUUUUACAUAAAAGAGCGCAGUCCUCUGAUGUUGAUUUAUUAACAGUGCCAACAAAGAGAGAGAGUUGCCAUGGGAACAGAAGAGGGAGAGUAACUGACAGAUGGGUUCAUGUUUUGAAGGGGUGGAGGUCUAUUGAGUCAUUCCUGCUUCAGUUUGAAGUGUUUUUAUAAAUCUGUAGCAGUAAACCCACUUACAAGCACCGUGUACUUAUUUCUUACAAUGACAACGCUCAUGUUUAAAAGUUAGUCAAAAUUUCAACACUUGAAUGACACAGUCUGCAAUAUUUUCACAGUAAAUAAUACUGAAAAGUACAAAAAAACAGACCCACAGUCAAGAUACUGUCUUAGAGAGAGCUGCUGUGGUUGAAGUGAAAUUUGAAAAUCUGGUAUCAUGACAAACCAAGCUUAUCAGUCGUGGUUCAAACUAUCAAAGAAAGCACUCAACUAUACUAAUUAGUGUCGCUCUUCAGAGCAGGCAUGUGAUGCGACCCAGAAGGCGGACGUAGCAGCUGUGGUGAUGCAGGAAGGUCUGGCCAACCUGGUGCUGGUGACCCCCGCCAUGACCCUGCUCCGUGCUAAAGUGGAGGUGACCAUUCCCCGCAAGAGACGGGGGAGCUGCACCCAGCACGAGAAGGUAGAAGAACUCUGUAACUACUUGGCUUUUAUGAACUUGGCUAGAGGAAAGAGAAUGGAUUAUUUAGAUUCUGCAUACUAUCAGAGGAGAAAAACUGCAGCACAAUUCUGUUAACUGGAUGUCAGACUCCCUCAGUGUUGGUGUUUUUGUAACGUUCCCUCACAUUUCUCUUCGUUUGCAGGCGCUGGAGCGGUUCUACGAGGCUGUGAUGCAGGCAAUUCUUCGCCACAUCAAUUUUGACGGUAUUACUUCUGUUAUGAUCAUGACACACUCACACAAACACCUGCAUAAACACCAUAUGUUCCUGUUUUGUGUCCUGUACUUCUCUCUUUUUAUUUGAUGUUUCGAUUAUAUUCAUUUUAUUGCAUUGUUGGAACAAUUUCUUUGCUUGUUUCCCAUUUUUGUCUUCGUUAAAACAGAUUUUUUUUCCCUUAUUUCCUAGUGGUGAAAUGCAUCCUGAUCGCCAGUCCGGGGUUUGUGCGAGACCAGUUUAUGACCUACCUCUUCAAGGAGGCGGUGCGACAGGACAACAAGAUCCUGCUGGAGAAUCGACCCAAAUUCAUGCUGGUUCACUCAUCAUCAGGUCAUAAAUACUCCCUCAAAGGUACAAGCUGGUAAAGAAAGAAUAAACUAACAAGAGUUCUGCUAAAAAGUUAAGUUAGUUGGUGACAUUUUAUUGAUUUUUUUUAAAUUUUCCGCAGAAAUCCUCUCUGAUCCCUCUGUGACAAGCAGGCUUUCUGAUACCAAGGUGACGACAAUUCCUGUGAUUUACAUGCUAAUCAUCCUGUGAAUUAAGACUGAAAAAUAUGACCAACUGAUGUUUCUACAGGCAGCAGGAGAGGUCAGAGCCCUGGAAGAUUUCUAUAAGAUGCUGCAGCACGAGCCUGACAGAGCCUUCUAUGGGUAAGUGAUGAAGCACCAGGACACAGCUCUCAGGCGGUAAAUACUGGGUCUGCAUUUACUCACGAUGAUAACAAGCAACCUUUGUAUCCUUGUAUCCUCACAGACUGGCGCAUGUGGAGAGAGCUGCUGACGCGCUUGCCAUUGACACCUUGUUGAUAAGUGAUAAGCUGUUCAGGUACAUGCUGUUUACUUCGGCCGGAUCUUUUGGGUUUUGAUUUUAAAUGCACUUUGGAGUUUUUACUGACGGAAUAGUGGUGUGUUCAAGCUGGUGCUGAAAUUUAUGUUUACAGAAUCACAUGAGAACCAGAGACAGAGAGAAUCUUAUCACCAGCUUUUCAUGUAUGACAGGAACCAUAAAUGUGUAUUUUUACCCAUGUUUUCACAUGUUUCUAUGUGUUCUUCCAGACAUCAGGACGUUCCCACAAGAAGCCGCUAUGUCCGGUUGGUGGACAACGUAAGAGACAAUGGCGGCAAUGUCAGGUACUUCAUAUUUAUUUUACUGUGUCUGGUGUAUUAUCUUUGGACAAGCAUUGGGCUGAUAUGUUUUAUCUUUUUUUAAUGCAGGAUAUUCUCAAGCCUCCAUGUGUCUGGUGAACGUAAGUUAUUUUAAGAUUUUUAGUCUGUAUUAGAAAAACUCAAGAUGCAUAAAAAUGUCUAUUACAGAUGCAGCUCAAAAGUUAGAAUAUCCUGCAAAGUUCUUUUUUUUCCCUCCUGUAUUUAAAUCAAAAAGGGAAACUUCCAUAUAUAUUUUACAUUCAUUACACACAUAGUGGAAUAUUUCAACACUUGUUUUGUCUGAAUCUUGAUAACUGCUGAAAAACCAACAGCAGGAGAUGACACGGCACCCAAAAUCAUCAUAGACUGAGGAAACUUCACGCUGGACUUAAAGCACCUUAGAUUCCGCACCUCACUCAUCCUCCUCCAGACUUUUGGACCUUGAUUUCCAAAUUAGAUACAAAAUUUACUUUCAUCUUAAACAGGACUUUGGACCACUGAGGAAUAGUCCUUUUUUUUUUCUUAGCUUAUGAUGCUGUCUCUGGUUCCCUAAGCUCCCCUAAGUUCUUGAAUCUGCUUUGUUUGACAAACCUCUCAAGGCUGCAGUUAUCCCUGUUGCUUGUGCACCCCUUCCAGUCAACACAACCCUCUGUGAACAGACUCAACAACGACCUUCUGUGUCUUACCCUCCUUGUGGGUUGUGUCAGUGAUCAUCUUCUGGACAACUGUCAAGUCAGCAGUCUUCCCCAUGAUUGUGGUUGUGCGUACUGAACCACAGUGACUGAAUGAAGGCUCAGUAAACCUCUGCAGAUGUUAAGAGUUAAUUAUCGGAUUCAGACAAAAAUAACCCUCACAAGGACAAAUUCAAGGCUUUUUUUCUCAAGAUUAAUGACAAAUCUUUAGUAUUUAUUUAUAUGAUUAAGAACCCACAGACCCCUCCUUCGCAUAUUACUGCCACUAGCUGUCAUUUAGAAGAAUAAUGAGCACUGCCUUGUGCCUCCAUCUUUGUGAAAACUCCAACGCUAUAACCCACUCUUAAAAAAUGAUCUAUGAAUAUAACACUAAUCAAAAGAUUCAAGUAGUACUUCUUAGUGUCCAUUUUUUUCCGCAGUCUGUUACAUAAUUCCAGAAAACUUGUAUCAGCUAUUUUUAAAUAAGAGUUAAUUACCAGCAACAUAUUAUCAGGUCCGAGUUGUAAAUGUUUGAUGACUAUAACUGCAGAAGGAUUUUAUUGGUGUCAUUUCAGCGUGUUUACAGGUUACUGACACCAAUAAAGUCUACACUCUCAGCAAACACUGAUUCACGCCCCUUUUCUUCUCUCCUUGAUCACAUUCACAGCUCAUUAUUUCUGUCUGUACUGUCAAGUUUUGAUAUAUCCCGCUGGCUGUCUCCUCAGAACUGACUCAGCUGAGCGGGGUGGCUGCUAUUUUGCGGUUUCCCAUCGCUGACCUAUCAGAGCCGGAGGAUGGCAGCAGCUCUGAUGACGACUGAUCCACAGAGGUGCAGCGGAGAAAAAAGUCGAGCUGGGAGAAACGACGAGGAAGGUCAUUCAGCGAUUUCGCCAGAAUGCAUUGACUCAGUGUGUUGUAAAAUGAUAAAAGCUGCAGUGUUAUGGUCUACAUUUUCCACCUCUGCAAAAACUAACCUAUUCAAGUCUGAUUUAAACAAUCAUUUCCUUAAAGUGACCAUACCUUAAAAUGAGCUUAUACAGGUUUUGGUGCUGUGAUGCUUUUGGUUUGAAGGUGGGUGAAAUUUGUAAGGAUGCCAAUAUUCAGGAACCUUUUGUUGCCAGGCCCAAAUAAAAUCACUUCAAGUUUGACUCUUAUUCAGCAAUAGAAAAUACUUCCUCUUCUCUAAUGUAUAUACAGAUUUCUUUUAAUUAAACAGACGCAUUUACCCAUGGCCAUGUUGCACUUUUCUCUCACACACAUCAUACAUGAAAAAACACAAGGUGUAGCAGGUUAUAAAAAUAUAUAAUUUAUUACAUUCAAUAAUAUAUCUGUACAUUUUAUAAGCUAUUUUCGUAAUGGGCAAAAUGACCCAAUACUGCUGCAUUUCAACAAACUAGAAGUCAAGUAUGCUCAGGAUUUUUAAUCUGAAAUCUUCAUGUUGGAGGUCCACAGUUUCAACACCGGGAGCUCCUGUUGUGUUCAGGCAAAAUGUCAAAUUGCAAACUUCCCUUUCAGCAGCUAGGACUAAAGUGCAUCGUCAACCAUCUUCUGCUUCUCUGUGCCUAACUCCUGCUUCACUGAGCUCUAAAUCUGCUAUCAGCGUAGCCCUGAGUGCAUCCUGUUUGUGCUUGAUACUCUUUGCAUCACUCAGUAGGACACUGGUAGGUCUUAAUCCAAGCCAAAUCCUCUAGUGUGCCCCAGUGCAGGUAGAUAAUAGAGCAAAUGACCAUGACAUGCAUGAUCUGAUGGCUGUUCCCCCAGUUGUCAAACAAGCCUGGAACAAAACGCUCAGGGAUCUGGAUGAUGUUGACCAGUCCUCCUGCCACAGCCAGGGAGUCCAUGAUGACAAAGAGCCUGAGGGAGUUAGGGCUGCCCACCCCGCUGCCGAAAACCCGGAACAGGAACAAGCUGAAGCGGAACAGGGCCUGCCACACGAACGCUCGCAAGCGCAGGACGUUUGUGCGGGCUGUGGUGGCGCAGUAAAUGCCAUAGGUGGACAGGAGGACGUACGUCAGCAGGGCAGUCUGUUGCAAGGUGGGGUAGCAAAGGAGGGUGAUGUGGAUUAUGGGAAGUGCACCUGGUGACAAGAGAGAAUUUAUACCAGUGAAGAGACAAUAUUAAUAAAUUUAAAAAAGAGGACUUGAAAUUAACCUUGUUGUAGCCUGAGUUUAUCAGCAAAGAAUUAAACUUCAUAUUCGCAAGAAGGACUUGAGGCUAUAUUAGUCUUUCUGGUGAAACGCUACCAAAAGAAGACGCCCAAGUACUCAUAUUACUCAAACAAGCCUCUUCAAUGCAAACACUGCACUCCUGGAGAUGUUCAGACUCAUCAUCUCAUAGUGUUUUGACUUAGCAAUCCUUGAAAAAGGGAGAGCUGAGAAUGACAGCGCAAACAUUACUAGGACUUAAUUUUUAUUGGCUAUUUACCUAAACAGGUGUCCUCAAAUAACCACUGAACAAACUCCAUGUGUUGAUCUGAGAAAUGUAGCCAAAGCCUUUUAGAAAGCAUACAAGUACACACAAAGUGGAGUUUCUUUAUUAGCUGUAAAGCAGCUGUGUUGAUUCAGACAAAACAGAGAAAAGCUAACAGGCAUCAACUACCUACCGAGGGUGUUUACCAGGCAGACCCCAAACAUGUCUAGAGAGAGCAGGGUGUCAUACACAUGCUCUCCACCCACAUGGUUCAUGAAGACAUGGUAGACCACUGAGCCUAUGGUGGGGCUGAGGCAGGCCAGGUAGUGGACCACACAGAUCCAAAUGCUGUCCACCUCCUCCCAGGGGAUACUGAAAGGCAGCAGCACCAGGAAAAGAAAAAAAGGGAUGCCUGAGGUAACCAGAAGAAUUGGAGAAAAUAGGGGAGAGAGGUGAGAUGCAAGAGGAAAAUGAAAAUGAACAUGUCUGGAGAACUGUCUGACAUUACUUCCUCCUUAUGCUUCUGUGCCAGGAACCAUGUGAAAUUUAUAGCGUUUGGCUACAAGUUCCUGGGAAGUGCUCUACAGAUAAUACCCCACACUUCCUCUUAGUAAGAGUGUUAGCCUUAAUGAACUUAUGGGAUAUCCAAGGGGAAAACGGAGCAAAGAGGAUAGCUUUGAAAGUUGAAGGCUGUGAAACCCUGGUGCAUUGCGACAUUUGCAUUUUUGCAUGUUUAAAUAAAACUGAAGACAAGUUUGUGAUCCUCAUGUCAAGAUAACUUAUGUAAAACUGAUCUCCCCUUCACUAUUCUGAAUCUUCCUGCCGUCUGUGCAACCUCCUGGAAGCUUGUCUUGUUAAAGUGUAUUUGAGCACUCAGAACUGAAAAGUGUCACACACCUUCGAAAGACCUAAUUACCUGAAGGUUAUUUCCAGGACAGGGAUUCCCAGGGCAGAUUACAGCUAAUGCCCCAUAUCCUCAUUACACACUCUUGUCAUGCUUGCUACAGGCCAUGAGUGAGAGUAGUUGAUAUCUGUGUCCUGUUUGAGUUGCACACCACAUGUAUGGGUUUAUGAAACAAAAAGAUAGGGAGAAUGUGCCCUGAAUUAUUAAGCAUUCCACAUAAUUCAGUGUAGUCAGACACAUCUGUUGAUACUCUUACAUUUACUCCUCAGUGUACUCAGCUACUCUCAAAAUUACUUAAAGCGUACAAAUGCAUGGCAAACAUCUAGACUUACCAUGUGUGUAGAUGUUUCCAAGCUCAUUGUGCAUGUAAAAGAGGCUCCUCAUGCACUCCUGAGCCGAGGACACUGGCCGGUAACCUGUCAGGACGUAUUUGUUGAACUGAAGAUGUGUCGGGGUCUUGGCAAACUCCAGUAGCCGCGGCCCUUUGUAAAGCACCAUCACGACUUCCUGCCAAAUGCCCUCACAUUUAGAUAAAGGUUCAGGUUCCUCAGCACUUACAUCCUGAACGAGGCCAUGCUCAGAGGACACCCGGGCAUGGCCAUGGCCAUGGCAGCAGAGAGCAAGAAGUUCUGCUACCUGAAAUCCAUCAUCGGACAGGUGUUAUUCCAAGCAAGCAACCUGUUGAGCUGGCGAAGUGGUAUGCUUUCUGCAGGACCAAUCAGUAAAGGGUUCUUAUCCUUAAGCUGGGGUUAAUCCUCACAAAAAGGCAUGUGCACUGUGGCAGCUGCUCCUCGCCAUGGCCCAUAACUAACACACACCUCAGCUUCAUGGUUAUCUUGAUUUAUUCUCUAUUUUCCUAAUCACAAACUAAAAACAAGUUUAUGCUCCCUGAGUGGGUCUGCAACAGUGCUGAAGUCACGCUGACCUGGGGAUUACAUCUUUCAGAGGAUUGCCAUCCAUGAACACAAGACUAUAAAUAAGUGAAGCAAUAUUUCCUCCACUGUCCGUACUCAUGAUGGUUUUAUUAAAUCAGAUUCUGUACAAUAAUAAACAGAUGCUUGUGAAAAUUAGUAAAAAAAA
Molecule: messenger RNA, 10331 nt
Organism: Xyrichtys novacula (pearly razorfish)
Lineage: Eukaryota; Metazoa; Chordata; Actinopteri; Labriformes; Labridae
Source: the annotation of a GenBank genome assembly